UUCGGAACUCCUCUAUCAGAAUAACGUUGGCUCUAACUUAAAACUUAAUAUCUUACACGUGCACUGACUGCCGUCAUGGCAACGAGCUCUCAGGUCGGCGGUGGAGAGUCCCCAGCCAGAUACCAGGUGGUAGACACCAGUCCAGUUGAAAAUCCUACAGCUAGUCAAGAUCCAACUUGGAAAAUGAAUGCCGAUGCUAUUCUAGAGAAGCUUGGAGCCUAUGGUCGAUAUCAAGUACUAGUGUUUGUGUCACUGGCCUUUGUUUAUAUGAGAGGGGCAUGGCCAGUCUUAGGAAGUAUUUUUCUGGCCGCUGACCCUGGCCAUCACUGCAGAGUUACUAGCAACAUGUCCCUCAAUGAAACUCUUCCGGGAAAGAUUGGUGAGGAUGGAAUAUGGACCCCUGACCAGUGUUCCAUGUAUGUCCCUGGGAGUGGCAGAAACCAAACACAGAGUUGUAGUGAUGGCUGGCAGUACGGGGACCAGUUUGAUUCUACUAUUCUCACAGAUUGGGACCUAGUGUGUGGUGACAGCUACCUGGGAGAUCUCUCUACCACCAUCUACAUGAUUGGAAACACAUGUGGAGCCCUGCUGCUGACUCCGCUCUCUGACAAGUUUGGUCGGAAGAAAUUGAUACUGUUCAUGCUUUGGAUACAGGCUGUGUUUGGUGUGGGGACAGCAUUCUCCAAUAACUACACCGUCUUCACCGUCCUCCGUUUCUUCAUUGCUCUUCUGAACAUGCCGAUAGCUCUGACGACCUAUGUAAUGAUGACUGAAGUCUUUCCUGCUAGAUACCGAGCCCUACCGUCAGUGGGUAUCAACUGUUUCUGGGGUAUUGGCCUCAUCUUCCUCGCCAUAUUUGGAUACUUUGUGCGAGACUGGAGACACUUACAGCUGCUGAUCUCAAUCCCCAACUUUCUCACUGUGAUGUAUUACUUUUUCCUACCGGAGUCCAUACCAUGGUUGGUGGCCACUGAGAAGUACACUGAGGCAGAGCAAGUCGCUAGAACUGCAGCAAAGGUCAAUAACAUCACACUUCCUGACUCUCUGUUCUCUGUGGGUGAUGAAACAAACACAGAAGAGCAGAGUGACGAGGGAUUGGUCAAUGAGAGAACACUAGCUAAGAAAUACACUCUGUUGGAUCUCUUCAAAACUCCAAAACUGAGGCGUUAUACCCUCAUCCUCUUGUAUCUCUGGGCAGCCAAUAGUUUGAGUUACUUUGGUAUUUUAUUCUCAACACCCAAUCUCCAUGGCAACUUGUUCCUGAAUCUAGGUAUCAGUGGAGCAGUGGAGAUACCAGCACAGUUCAUAUGUAUGUGGACAAUGCAAGUGUAUGGACGGAGGAGACCUCAUAUAGUUUUCCUACUUUUGUGUGGAAUUAUGAAUAUUACUACAAUUUUUGUUCCAGCAAAAACAGAUUCUGGAACUGACUUAUCUCCCCUGAUCAUAUUUCUGGCCAUGGUGGGAAAGUUCGGUAUAACAGCUUCCUACUCUGUGGCUUAUCUGUACGCAUCUGAAAUUUUCCCUACUGUUGUCAGAAAUCAUGCUAUGGGUCUGGCUUCAUUCUUUGAAAACAUGGGUGGAAUUGCAGCUCCACUCAUUGUAUAUGCUGCGACCAGUGACACUAUGAAGAAGCUACCCCUAGUCAUAUUUGGUGUGAUCACCUUGGUUGCUGGAAUCUUGUGUUUCUUCCUUCCGGAAACACACAAAUGCCCGCUGCCAGAAACGAUCGAGGAUGUAGAAAAGUUUACAAAGAAAAGACACAAACAAGACUCGGAUGAUACUGAUAAACAUGAUGAAGAUGGUACACGGCUCUGAAGAUUUUCUAGAGAAGAAAUUAAUCUUCAUCUGUUUAUUAUCAUGAUUUCUGGUGGAUGAAGUGCCUUCUAAGUAGGAUUUGAUGGAUUCUUUGGGUUAGACUUCAUCCAAGGAGAUCUCGUUUCCUUGAUAUGAUAUGCCUAACAGCUGAAAAUCAAAGAGAGCUUUCUACCAUAGCAAAGAUAUUUAGAGAAUAUGCAUCAACUUUUAAAGUAUUUUGAUGAUGGUGUGCUAUUUGUGAUUCAAUUAACUUUAUGUUAAUACUUAACAAUAUUUACUAUUUUCUAGUGCAUAUUUGUGUUUCAAAUGCAUAUCUGUGCCACAAUUCUACUUAACUAUUUCCAAUGCAUAUCUGUGCCACAAUUUAACUUUAACAAAAUAUUAUUUUUCGUGUGGAAUUAAUUCAGAAAUAAGUGCUGAAUUAGGAUUUACAAAAUCAUUAUAUUACUGCUUGAAGAACCAAUGACGGUAGUUACAAGUUCAGUAUAUUGUUUUUUGUACGUAGCAAGAGUUGGAACGGGGAGGGGAUGGCAUGAAUGUAAUAAUAUCUUGGCUUAUAGUUGGUCGGUUUAGCGCAAGAAAUUUAUCAUAAUCUCACGAUCACACAUUUACUCUGUAAUCUGAAAUAGCUUUUUAUAGGAGUAAUUUAUGUAAUAACUGAGUCUUCCAUACUGAAAUCUGUUACAUGUAACAUGAUAUGCAGAGGUACAGCCUUUUUUUCCAUGGUGUGUCGAGUUGCAUAGAGUUGCCAGGUUUGUAUGUGAAGAAAGACGACAAGCUCUUACAGAUGUCUUUUAUUUUUGCUAAUUAUGUCAAAAGUAUAAGUCUAUUGAUGUGGAAGCUGAACUAUAUGUAGAUUGCUUGAUUUAUAUUUUCAUUGAAGUGUCAUAUUGAUUUUAUUCCAUAUGUUCCUGUUUGGAAUAAUAAAAAAAACAUAGGGUAGAUUUUAAGUGAUGAUGGUAUUAGGAAUGUGUGAUGUACAUAUUGUAAGUAAAACAUUUGCAUAAAGAUGGAUUGAUUGUGAAUCAGUUGUUACUGAAAACCAUUGUACUUGAUAUUUGAAUGUCUUAUUGCAUUUUGUGUUGUAUAAUGAUAUUAUUAAUUUUAGGAAAUGCAUGUUGAUUUUAUGUUGUACAGCUGUAAGAAGAAGUUGUUUUGAUAUAAUCGGAGGCAUUCGCUUUGUUUUAUGAUUGAAUUGUUUUAUUUUGUUGAAGUGCUACUUACCUGGUAGUUGUAUUUUGUGUUGUAUAAUGAAAUUGUUGAUCAGAGGUCAUAGAACUGCGUAUCAAUUUGAUAUUGUACAGCUGUAUUUGGGAAGAAGGGAACACAUAGAUUUAAUAAGAUGUAAUCAGAGAUUUUGUUUUUUGUAAUUUGUUUUUAUUCUAUUUUCAUAGAAUUUUUGGUAAUAAAGUGUUACUUAAUAAAAGUAGCUCACUCUAGUCUGUACUUCAAACUUUGACCUAUAACUGUCACUGUGUCCAUUUACUACUGUAAAAAUCUUGUGGUUGGAAAGAGGGUUACAAAAGGAAUGGAUCAGAUUAUUCUGAGGUUUUCAUUUCUUUGCCAAUGAAGAUAUUUUGUGAAUGUGGCAUAUUAAGGAGAAGUAGGUCAAUGAAGGCCACAUUUCAUACGUUGUUCUCUAUCACUGUCACAAUUUCAACACUGUUAGAACUAGUGACACAAAAACUCACAUAUUCUGACGGGGAUGAUUGUCAUCUUCUGAACUAAACGUUCAUGUAUAACUGAUGUAUUAUAGCUGAUCAGCAGUGAAAUGUCUUCUGUAAGCCUUCUGAAAAACUCUGUGCACAUGUCGAAAAAGAGGGGAAAAGGAAGAUUUUUCCUUCUUUAUACCAUCUUUGUUCUUUAACUUCUACAGAUAUAUGUCUAUAAUACAUUAUUAAAAAUUAUAACUGUUAUGUAUGUGUCGUUUAAACUCUACCUGUGAGUCUAAAGUCCUCUCUGUUUCAUUCUCUGUAAGUUACUUUAUCACUUUCCUGGACACUUCUGUGACUGAGUUAUUUGAAGAGUGAAAAACCAAAUUGUCUUAAUUAUAAUCUUAGCUAAAAACAUACCUGGUAUAUAACAUAUGUGUUUUCUUCAAUUUGAUGCAUUUUUCAUUUAUAACUUCACUGUUAACAUCAUUUUAUAUCAGUGAUAGCUAGAAAGCUUAAUAAAAAGCUGUAAAAAUUGUCAUCAGUGUAGCUCUUACAAGCUUGUUGAUGAUAUGUACUUUGUAAGACGUGAUAAUGAAAAAUCACUCAAUAUCAUGUAUUAUGAAAAACUUUAGUGUUCCUAUGAAUGAAAUUGACAAUCUUUACAGGUCAUAUCUCAGACUUUCUAUUUUUAUGAAAUUAAGUAACUGACAAAUGUGUUGUGUGUUAUAUUAAUUAACUCACUAACUUGAAGGCAUGACACAGUAUUCAUCUUCAACUUUUCCUUUAAACAACUUCUUCUUAAGAACUAUUACAUGGAUUUUAGCCAGAUUUGGUCUAAAACACCUUCAUGGAGAAGGGGAUCUAAAUUAUUAAAGAGAAGUUGAUAAGGCUGAGAUGCAGGGCCCAAAAUGGGAAGGUAGGGUUAGUUUCUUCUUCAGAUUGAAAAAAAAGUCCAUAUUGUGUGUGGUCAAACCCAGGAGUUAAACAUGGAUGAUAAUGGGUAUUAUGUAAGCAACAAAGAAAAACAUAGCAUUGACAUUUCUUAUUUAGAAAGCACAAGAGGUGAAGAUUUUAAUUUGUUAAUAUCAUAUCCCUGGAUCCAUAAAUGUGGUGGCAGUAAGGGGGUUGAAAUUCAACAUAGAAUAUUUCUGCCAGAUUUCAGUUAUAGGCAAAGGGAGACAUCCUAUUCAGUAAAUUAUGAUUUUUUUACUUUUUGCGUUCAGUUAAAUCAUUUACUUUACGAUGUACUAUUGCCAAUCAUGUAUGAUUGUAUACUUAUGUAAUAUGUAUGAACUUACAUGUACAUAUGUGUCAUCAUUACUUUAAACAUUUACAUGACUCAGUAACAGUUAUAAGUACAUGUACAUGUAAGUUCAUAGCCACAUGUUGUGUUUACUAGCAAAAAAAUUGAUGCACAAACUGGCAUAUAAUUAAAAAGUAAUCAAGGGACAUAACUUUUGAAUCACUUUGUUUUGAUGAAUCACUUAUAUUCUCCCUCAUUAAUUUACAUUAUGGGUACAUAAAUGUAAUGUCUUAUUAUUUGGCCAAACCUGAUUUUCUGAUGGUUAAAUGGUGGACAUAACAACUCCUUCUCGGAAACCAGGUAAGCAAUAACAACCCUAUGGGCCUCUUGUAAUAUAAUGAUCAUGUCAACCCUUAAAUGUAAUUUUGAUGUUUUGUUUAUGAAUGUAUGUUACCCUAUUAUAGUAAUAUAUUGAAAAUAUAUACCACUCGGGUACAGUAACCAGUUAUAAAUAAGAGUCAAAUUAAAUGGUGCACAUGAAGGAAUCUGAAAUGGGCAUACAUUGUAUUUAUUUAAUUUUCAUUAGAAAAAUUAAAAAAAAAAAAAAAUGAGAGGAUAUGUUCAAUGGGUCGAAAAUGGAUUCUUGUUUCAUAGAAGAUUGAUGAAACAAGUUGUGCAUUUUUAGUUUAGUUUGCCAGGAAAGGUUCUUAGAUUUAUUUUGUUUAUAUCACAUGGAACAAAAUUUCCAGGUGCUAUCUUCACUAGCCGCUAAUGUUGUUAUCAUAAUAUAAUUGUAAGGCAUAAUAACAGUUAUCAGUACAGUCUACUGUCUGUUCAUUACCCUCAAGUUCUGCAAUGUUACACUGACAGUACAUUAUAUUACUUGGUACUAGAUAUUUUUUGUGUGUGUGGAAUAAAUUGGUAAAUGAAUGGUAUUGUGAAAGUUGAAUCAUCAAUAAAUAAAACCCAUCUCAUGAUUUAUUUAAAAAAUACAUCCUAUUUACUUCAAACUUUUUGUAAAACCACAAAAAUUUGAACCUUACACAAAUAAAUGAUGAGUAUUGAGUACAUCAGUCUGGCAGAAGCAGUUUCUACAAUUACAGAAUGAUGAUUUGUUAGCCAUUAUAAUAAUUAUACUCUUCUGUGAAUGAAGUGUAAAUUGGGUAUAUGUCUUUAAACAUAGAAUUAUGUUAUUUUAUUUGCAGUGGUUAAAAGUGUGAAAAUAAACUUGAAAUCUAGUA
Molecule: messenger RNA, 5954 nt
Organism: Ylistrum balloti
Lineage: Eukaryota; Metazoa; Mollusca; Bivalvia; Pectinida; Pectinidae
Product: organic cation transporter protein-like
Exons: 11
Coding region: 76-1815 (579 amino acids)
Biological process (GO): transmembrane transport
Cellular component (GO): membrane
Molecular function (GO): transmembrane transporter activity
Source: RefSeq, a predicted model, not a curated record